AUGGCGCGGCCGGGCGAUGACGAGGCGGGUGCGGGGAGCGAGGGCGCGGUCCUGAGCGGAGGCGGCCGGAGACGGGCGCCGCAGCGGCAAGCGCGGCAAGCAGCUGCAGGGGGCGGCGACAACUACUGGAUGCAGGGGCCGACGAGCAGGUGGAGGAGCGGCAUGGGGUGGCUGCGGCGCAGGGGUCACACGGCCACGGCCGCGAGCACAGGCGUGGGUGCUGCGGCGGGCGACCGCAGGCGGGGUCGGCGACGGUCGAGCUUGAUCCAGGGGCGGAGCGCUGGCGAUGCGGUUUUGGCCUGUGCCCGCAGGGCACGGGGGAGGGCAGCGUGCACGCGGCGGAAAGGCGCGGGCGGACUACAGGUUGCGGCGGCGGCAGUAGACACAAGCGGGCGCGCGGCGAGGGGCAUCGGCGACGGCACGCGCGGAGCUGCGGGCGUGGUGAGCGAGCAGCGGGAGGCGGCGGGCGGGGAGAGAGAAGGAGAGGUCAGGGCCUCACCACGGGCGUAG
Molecule: messenger RNA, 510 nt
Organism: Aegilops tauschii subsp. strangulata
Lineage: Eukaryota; Viridiplantae; Streptophyta; Magnoliopsida; Poales; Poaceae
Source: RefSeq, a predicted model, not a curated record